AUGGCAAAAAAAUAUCCAAAAACAUUUUUUGUCUUUGCGGCUUUUAUGUUGUUUCUCAUGCUUUACACGCUGAUGAGCUUCACAGAGAUGUACCACAUAUGGUCCUACGAUGAUGACGAGGCACACCUUCUCGUAAGUGCGUCCUCUCACGAAAAGAUGGUCUUAUUAAGAGGAAAAGUUACUGGCCGGUGUUCAGUGAAAAGGAAGUCACUGGUUUACGUCAAAAUGAUAAAAUGUGCGAGCUCCACUAUGUCCACGAUAUUGAGACGGUUUGCACUGAACCACAAUUUAGAAACAGCAACGCCGAUAGAUGGCAGAAUAUACAUCGGCUGGCCCUACCAGCCUAAAAUUAGUCACAUAUAUCCUUCAUUCAGUGGAAGGUUUGGCAUCUCGUGUGAGCAUGUCGUCUACGAUCGUUCGUUUUUUAAAUCAAUUAUGAGUCCAGAUGCAGUUUACACAACGAGCCUUAGACAGCCGUACAGUCAGUUCAAAUCCUUAGUUAACUAUUACAACGUUCUUAACAUAUCCAACGUACCUCAGUUCAGUGAUCAGGCCUCAAGGUUUGCACAUUACGUGAAGAACCUCGAGAAGUAUGACAACAUCUACAAACUGCCCACUUCAACACUCAGGUACUGUGUCCCUGACCACUUCUCCAUGACCAAGAAUCUGAUGGCCUUCAAUUUGGGCUUUCCAUAUCUAUCAGGGUUCAAUACCAGUGAAGAUAUGUUUAAAAGUGAACAAGGUAAGGAAACCUUGAAAAAGUUUACGAAUGACUGGAUUGAGAAGAUGAAAAAGGAAUUGGACCUCGUGCUAUUGCAAGAAUACUUUUUCGAAUCAUUAAUCCUCCUAAAGAGAAGAAUGUGCUGGAGUUUCACGGAUGUGCUCUUUCUAACAAUUAACAGUCAAGAAUAUGCUUACAAGAAAAAAUCCGAGCAAGACGCGGAGCUAGAGGCCAUAUAUAAAGAAUGGAGUCAGGUUGAUUACCGGCUCUACAACGCAUUCAAUGAAACUUUUUGGGAGAAGAUCAGUCAGCAGAAGGAUGGUUUCCGGGACGAAGUAGAGGAACUUAAAAAAGUAUUUGUGACGUCAUAA
Helobdella robusta is the source of this 1092-nucleotide messenger RNA. RefSeq lists its product as hypothetical. The transcript is spliced from 4 exons. Gene Ontology annotation, cellular component: membrane. The record is from RefSeq and is a predicted model, not a curated record. Gene Ontology annotation, molecular function: galactosylceramide sulfotransferase activity. Gene Ontology annotation, biological process: glycolipid biosynthetic process. Lineage: Eukaryota; Metazoa; Annelida; Clitellata; Rhynchobdellida; Glossiphoniidae. The coding region runs from base 1 to 1092 and encodes 363 amino acids.